Messenger RNA from Symbiodinium natans, 540 nucleotides. Lineage: Eukaryota; Dinophyceae; Suessiales; Symbiodiniaceae. The record is from the annotation of a GenBank genome assembly.
AUGGAGCCCAGCAACGACGAGAUGCGGCGGAUACAAGAGCAGUUUGCCAUGCUGGAUUUCAAUGGCUCCGGCAAGAUCGAACGGGAGGAGCUGCAGGAGCUGCUGACCUUCCUUGGGCUGGAUCCCCAGGAUGGGCAGCUGGACACCCUCUGGACCGUCUUAGACACAGACGAAGAUGGCCUCAUCAGCUUUCAGGAGUUCCUGGACUUUGUUUUCAGCACCGGGGACGUGUCCUUCUUCACGCCCACCGAGCUGGAGAUGGUCCGGGAGUUCUCGAGGAGGCGGAAGUCCAGCCGUGAGAGCCUGGAAGCGGCCGCCCUCGCCAGGCCACAGAACCGCGGAUACACGCUGAGUCUCAAAUUGGAGCCCGGCGUUCUUGCGGCCUCCCUGGAAGAGGUCGCUCGGCUUCAGAAGCGCGUGGGGGAGCUGGAGGCGGAUGCUCAGAAGCGUGAGAAGGCUGGGAGUCUGGGAGGAUUUGGGUUCCGUCCCAAAACGCUUGUUUAUGUGGCUGACAACGGGGCGUUGAAUCAUGAGAUAUAG